This is a messenger RNA of Melitaea cinxia (Glanville fritillary), 537 nucleotides long. RefSeq lists its product as uncharacterized. Bases 1 to 537 code for a protein of 178 amino acids. The record is from RefSeq and is a predicted model, not a curated record. NCBI's taxonomy places the organism in Eukaryota, Metazoa, Arthropoda, Insecta, Lepidoptera, Nymphalidae. The transcript is spliced from 3 exons.
AUGGAGUUAAUGAAAAUUUUCUAUAUUUGGACUGUUUUAUCGGUUAUUUUACUACAAAGUGUGAUGAUAGGAAGUGAACAAACCUCUUUUGAGUUGCCUGUUCAGUUGGUGGGAUUUCCGUUUAUCAUAUUGGCGGUUAGGAUCACGAAUUUUAUAAAGAAGCUCUCGUACGCUUUGAGUCCAGCUACAUACCGAUCAAGAAGCCGUCGUGAGCUGACAUUUGCGAGUGAGACGUCGGAUCCCUUCGACGCGCAGGAGGUAGAGAAGUACAUCACAGCUGAGUUUGGUGCGCGUGCGUGUGUGUUUGAGCGCGUGUGUGCACAUUACGCGACACGUGCACGCAAACACCCAAAACCUCAAAUGGAUUGGCCUGAUGUUUUUAGUCAAUACAAGCGGUCACCGGACCAAUCUAAGGAGUUGUACCUCCUGAGUGUAUUCCUCGGCGACAUCGUGGGAUCUCCUCUUCUAUGCCAUCAGCUCGGAAAGAGAAGAGGCUGCGAUGAAAAUCUUCUAGGAAAUACUAACAGUAACUCAUAG